AUGGGGCAACGCAAAUCGGGUGUCCCGGGCGCCGCGGCGCCGAUAUCGACGGAGGAGGAGCAGCUGAAGUUUCAAGACAGCAGAUUUCUGGCGACUUUAGUGCUCGGCAGAAGUAGAAGGAUCUCGCCAGACGUGCUGCCAUCGUGCUCGCCCGGCGUGUUUCGCCAGAAGUCAUUUCGCUCGUCCACGACGCCGCCAUCGAAGGUGCCGGCGGUAACAUCUUUGUCGCCAACCACCCGAAACAGCCGAGGCGCACCCGCUUCCGCGACCAACGAUCGCUGCGCUUCUCGCACAGCCGCCACCACCCCCACUGUCCCCGGCCCGACCGCCGCGGCCGUUUCGCCACGUGACGGCAGCUCGCGGACCGUCGUUAGCACCGCUUCGUUGUCGUCGUCGCGGGGCGCUCGAACAGCCAGCAAGCACGCGCGCCUCGGUACGGCACUGGCCAGCAAAAUGGCGACCGCGAGCACGUCCACGGUUGUGCAGGGCUGGCCGAAUACCAAGGAUGAUUACGAGCUCAAGGAGGUUAUCGGGGUUGGAGCGACAGCUGUAGUGCAUGCGGCGUUUUGCAUUCCGCGACAAGAGAAAUGCGCGAUCAAGCGAAUAAACUUGGAAAAAUGGAACACAAACAUGGACGAACUAUUGAAAGAGAUACAGGCGAUGUCUUCAUGCAACCACGAAAACGUCGUGACGUACUACACGUCGUUCGUGGUGAAGGAGGAGCUCUGGUUGGUUCUAAGACUGCUAGAAGGCGGAUCUCUGCUGGAUAUCAUCAAACAUAAAACCAGAACCACUAAUUGCAAGCAUGGAGUAUUCGAUGAGGCCACCAUAGCCACGGUACUUCGAGAAGUACUCAAGGGACUCGAAUAUUUUCACAGUAACGGACAAAUACAUAGGGACAUAAAAGCGGGUAAUAUCCUACUAGGCGAGGAUGGCACAGUGCAGAUCGCCGACUUUGGUGUCAGCGCGUGGCUCGCGACCGGACGUGAUUUGAGCCGGCAGAAGGUCCGGCACACCUUCGUUGGUACGCCUUGUUGGAUGGCGCCCGAGGUCAUGGAGCAGGACCAUGGCUACGAUUUUAAGGCCGAUAUAUGGUCACUUGGCAUCACGGCGAUCGAGAUGGCAAGCGGCACAGCGCCGUAUCACAAAUAUCCUCCGAUGAAGGUCUUGAUGCUGACGCUGCAAAACGAUCCGCCGACUCUGGAUACUGCUGCGGAUGACAAGGACCAAUACAAGGCGUACGGAAAAACAUUCCGAAAAAUGAUUGUAGACUGUUUACAAAAAGAUCCUACUAAGAGACCAACAGCCACUGAGUUGUUAAAACAUCCCUUUUUUAAAAAAGCCAAAGAUAAAAAAUAUCUGCAGCAGACGUUAGUGGCGAUUGGACCCAGUUUAGAAACACGUGUACAAAAGGCAUCAAAAAGACAACCUGGCACGUCAGGUCGUUUGCACCGAACGGUGACCGGAGAAUGGGUCUGGUCGGAAGAAGAGAACAACGGCGACUCGAGCAGUGACGAAGGCAAAGAAACGUUACCGGUCAACACAAUCGAAAAAGCUAGCAGCGACGAAGAAGCUGGCGAGCCUGACGAAUGCUAUGGUCAAAUUAGGGUAGCACCGAGUCAAAUGGCUUUGCCAGCGACCAGACAAAAUACACCUAUAAACUUGGUGCUUAGAUUACGAAAUGAAAAACGAGAGCUAAAUGAUAUUAGGUUUGAUUUUACUGUCGGAGUUGACUCUGCACAAGGUAUCGCAGCGGAAUUGGUUGCUGCGGGUUUGGUUGAUGGCAAGGACAUUGUAGUGAUAGAAACAAAUUUAAAAAAGUUGAUAGAGAGUGGAGGACAAUUGAGAACAGUGACGUUUUCCUUGAACACUGGUUAUGCGGUGAACGAAGUGCCAGAUGACAAGGCGUUAAUAGGAUUUGCUCAGAUCUCUAUCACUGAAUAAACAACCUCGAUUGCGUUUUGAACUCUCGAGAUAAUGUUCUUAAUUGAUACAUUCGCCAAGAUUCAGAGAGUAUUAAAAGCUAAUGAAUUGGCUAGAUGCUAUUUGUCAAACUAUUUCACAAUAAACUUUAGAUAGUAAAAAGAAAAU
This is a messenger RNA of Cyphomyrmex costatus, 2091 nucleotides long. RefSeq names its product serine/threonine-protein kinase OSR1. Gene Ontology annotation, cellular component: cytoplasm. Gene Ontology annotation, biological process: protein phosphorylation. Gene Ontology annotation, molecular function: protein serine/threonine kinase activity; ATP binding. The record is from RefSeq and is a predicted model, not a curated record. Lineage: Eukaryota; Metazoa; Arthropoda; Insecta; Hymenoptera; Formicidae. The transcript has 10 exons. The coding region runs from base 1 to 1944 and encodes 647 amino acids.